ACCAACUAGAUUAAGCAAGCUGACAGGAGCCAACUGGCUGGGAUUUUUUUCUGUGAUGAGUUGGCCUAGACAUGUUCCUCUUAUGUUCAACGUCUUGUUGGCUUUUCAGUUAGUUCUGUAGAUUGUCUUAAAGUUUCAGAAGAAGAUCUCAAAAAUCUGAUAAUGAUGGAUCCAAUAAAGUCAAAUAUCAACACAAUAUAUUCACCGGCAAGUAAAGGCUCUGUGGAUGGCAGGGGAAUUCCGAAUUUGGCGGAUUUGGAAAUCAGACCGUGUGGAAUGUUGGUUCAGAAGCGCAAUGGGGAGACAAAUCCAACUUCUGUUUCCAUUCCCAUAAUCAGAGUUAGGGUCAAGUAUGGCUCUAUGUAUCACGAAAUUGGUAUCAGCUCCCAUGCUAGCUUUGGAGAAUUGAAGAAAAUGUUGGCAGGACCAACUAAACUGCAUCAUGAAGAUCAGAAGCUGAUAUACAAAAACAAAGAGAGAGACUCCAAAGAGUAUCUAGAUGUGGCAAGAGUUAAAGAUGGAUCCAAAAUUGUGUUGGUGGAGGACAUUGUGAGUAGAGAAAAAAGGUGCGUAGAGUUACUCAGAAAUUCAAAUUCCCAGAAGUUUUCGAAAGCCUUGGCCGAAAUCAACUUGGAAGUCCACAAGCUGGCAGGACAGGUCACAGCUUUGGAAGCAACAGCUUCUAGAGGUGGCAAAGUAGUGGAGAAAGAUGUUGAGAAUUUGACGGAGCUCUUGAUGAUGAGGUUGAUUAAACUCGAUGGAAUUGUUGCAGAAGGAGAUUUAAAAAUGCAGAGAAGAGUGCUGGUGAGAAGAGUUCAAAAGUACAUAGAGAUUCUUGAUGUGUUGAAGCACCAGAAUUCCAACUCUACCAGAAAUGGGGCCAAAAUCCAGUUGCAGACACAAGAUAACCCAAGUGGCCAUAUUUCAAAAGACUCGAGGCCAAUGCAGAGACAGCAAGCGGCGACAAAAACGGGAAAUUCUGUAAGGACAGUUCCAAAGAUGCAGCAACAACAGCAAAGUCAUUCUGAGUCAGUAGUUGUCACAACAAAAUGGGAAACUUUUGAGUAAACAGAAAUUCUUUGAGCAUUUCAUCUUCAAGGUUUUAAGUCCAACCAAAUGAGAAUGCUUCCCGGUCAUCUUCACUGUCUGUUCUACAUGGAUUCCUGUUGAAAAGGUGGAGGUGGUUCUCAUGAUGUUACUGUGUAUCUUUGAGUUGGCUUUAUGCUAAGCUGUAUAUAUAUCUUAUGGUGGAUGCCUUAAAAGAAGAGA
Molecule: messenger RNA, 1269 nt
Organism: Argentina anserina (silverweed cinquefoil)
Lineage: Eukaryota; Viridiplantae; Streptophyta; Magnoliopsida; Rosales; Rosaceae
Product: BAG family molecular chaperone regulator 1-like
Exons: 5
Coding region: 163-1068 (301 amino acids)
Biological process (GO): protein stabilization
Cellular component (GO): cytoplasm
Molecular function (GO): protein-folding chaperone binding; adenyl-nucleotide exchange factor activity
Source: RefSeq, a predicted model, not a curated record